Dentiscutata erythropus is the source of this 594-nucleotide messenger RNA. Lineage: Eukaryota; Fungi; Glomeromycota; Glomeromycetes; Diversisporales; Gigasporaceae. The record is from the annotation of a GenBank genome assembly.
AUGCCACCAAAGAAAAUGACUCCAUAUCAAUUCUCACGGGGAUUAACAUAUGAUGCACCGACACCACCUUUUUUAAGAGGUUUAACCAAACCGGACGAAGAGGCAAAGCUUGAAAAUGAAGACGAUAAUGGUGAAUCAUCGGAUGAAUUAGAUGAAUUAAAUGCUAAGAGAGAAGAAGAAAGACCACAAAUUGUUGUUUUAAAAGAAGGAAAACAUUUGAGUGAAAAAGAAGUGAAAAAAAUUUUAGAAUCAAAGGAAAAAAAUGAAAAAAAAGAAUCUUCGUCGGAAGAAGAGGAAAGUCAAGAAGAUUCACCAGCUAUUGAUGAGAAAACUGGAAAACUUCUUUUUCGUCAACCAAAAAAGAAAAACAAAGCAGAACAAUCAAAAAAUAAUAAAUUAGAUACUGUCGUGGGUUCAUCAAAGGCUAAAACUAGUAAAUCUGACUCUAUAAAAGCUGUUAAUGAAGUUAUUGACGGAAUGAAACGUAAAAGAAUUAGUAAGAAUGAAACUGAUACAUCAGUUAGUACAGAUAAAAAACCUAAACUUAAAAAAACAAAGAAAACACUUUUGAGUUUUGAUGAAGAAGGUGGAUAA